This is a messenger RNA of Peromyscus leucopus (white-footed mouse), 451 nucleotides long. RefSeq names its product 60S ribosomal protein L29-like. Gene Ontology annotation, biological process: cytoplasmic translation. Gene Ontology annotation, molecular function: structural constituent of ribosome. NCBI's taxonomy places the organism in Eukaryota, Metazoa, Chordata, Mammalia, Rodentia, Cricetidae. The transcript is spliced from 2 exons. Gene Ontology annotation, cellular component: cytosolic large ribosomal subunit; ribosome. The record is from RefSeq and is a predicted model, not a curated record.
AUGGACAUCCUCAAGGCCCUCACUUCCAAGAACCACACCACACACAACCAAUCUCGAAAAUGUCACAAAAAUGGCAUCAAGUAACCCAGGUUACAAAGAUAAGAAUCUCUUAAGGGGGUCGACGGCAAGUUCCUGAGGAACGCGGGCUUUGCGAAGAAGCACAUCAGGAAAGGCCUGAAGAAGACGCAGGCCAGCGGCGCGAAGGUGGUGAGUGCGUGUGCAGAGGCCAUCAAGACCCUUGUGAAGCCCAAGACGCCAAAGGACCCCAGCCGCAAGCUCAGCCAUCCUGCUUCCAUCGCUCACCCCAAGCUUGGGAAGUGGAUUCGAAUCUACGUGGCCAAGGGUCAUAGGCUCUCCCAACCAAAACUCAAGGCUCAGACCAAGGCAGAGGCCUCAGCUCCAGCUCAGGCUCCCAAAGGUGCCCAGGCCCUAGUGAAGGCACCAUAGAAAA